Messenger RNA from Scheffersomyces stipitis CBS 6054, 2303 nucleotides. RefSeq lists its product as uncharacterized. The transcript has a single exon. The coding region runs from base 10 to 2229 and encodes 739 amino acids. NCBI's taxonomy places the organism in Eukaryota, Fungi, Ascomycota, Pichiomycetes, Serinales, Debaryomycetaceae. The record is from RefSeq and is a predicted model, not a curated record.
AACAAAGUAAUGGCGGCCUUUGAAAUUGUAAAUCCGUCAUAUCCUGCGACCGCACGGUUUGUCAAUGCCUCGAAGGUGCAACUUGAGAUUGGCGCACCAGAAGAUGGAGAUGAACCAGAUUGGAACAUAUUAAUUCCGAAGUUUGGCUUCCCCAUCUUUCAGUUAGAAGACAACAAUUACUAUGUUUUGAUCAAGCACAUAGCAGAGAUUUUGAACUUUCCAUCUUCAUACCAAUUAAUUGCUGCUUUUGUUGCUCGGUCUGGAUUACCAAAAGACGUGUUCACACUUACCACCUCCAAAGAAUUAAAUUCAUAUCUUCUGAAGAGCAAUGCAAUAACUAAGAGUGAGGUUAGAUUCAAACUAUUUUAUGCAAAAUUAGACACAAUUUAUUCCAUUAUAAAGAACAAGGAGUCCCUUUUUGUGGAAGUGCCCGUACCAUCAAAAGAUGAAGCUUCUGUACCAGAAGUUAAAAAAGUGGAAGAAAAAGCUAGCCAAGACCCUAGCAAAGCGGCAAACGAUGAAGAUGAUGAAGAUGAUGAUGAAAAUGGCAAUGACAAAGAAGAUGAAGAUGAAGAUGAUGAGGAGGAGGAGGAUGAUGAGGAGGAGGAGGAGGAGGAAAAGAUAGUAGUGAACAAGAGAUCCGACUAUAAAGCGGCUAGCCCGAAUGAAAAGGUUACUGUUAGUCAGGCAUUUCCACAAUACGGCUUAGUGGAUUCAUCACUUCAAUUGAACCAUGCCACUUUUAAUUCAUUAAAUUCUUUGACAAAAUUAAACUACUACAAGACCUUGCAGGCUUCCUCUUAUAAAUUCUUGCCCAAUUCGAAAUUGAACUUCGCUGAACGAGAAUUAGUAAUAAGAGACCACGAUUAUUUGGAAAUCCAAAUUGAGGGUGAUGAAAAUGAGCAACAGGAUAGGAAAAGAAUUCGGAAACCUAUUGGCAAGUCGAAAAAACAUAAUAUCAACAUUGAUCCAAAUUCCAUGGAUUUAGCUGAAUCUGUAAUUCCUGGUCAAGGCUACAUACAAGAAUUCAGUGUGAAUCAUUUAUGCAAGGUUCCGAACUACUACAUUACUAGUAACCAACAGAACGUAUCGUCGUCAUCAUCUUCAACUUCAUUAUUUAAUUUAAAAAGGAUUAAUUCUGCUUCAAAUUCAUCCUUCCUCUUUAAUGAAAACAUCAAGAUGUCGAAAAACAUUCAACAGUUGGUUUUCAGCAAUGAUAGCGAUACUUAUCAUCACUCCAAGUAUUUCUAUACGAAGAGUUAUAGGGGCCCUGGUUCGGGUAACUAUAAGGAUGCCGCAUUGAUGAAUAGAAUCAAUAAAAUCCAUUUGAUAGCGGAUCCCCUUAGGGUCACGCACAAAACGAAGAUUUCAAAACUGGCUUCUAAGCGUUAUAAUCAGAAUCUAAAGGGUUUGAUUUAUGAAAAGUACAACAAAUAUUGGGUAGAUUCCGUGUUGAAUAAGCAAAGAAAGUAUACUGAGGACUAUUUGAAUUUGGAAAUUUUACACAAUAAUUUACAAUUUAAUUUGUUAGUUAAUUCCUAUCGUGAAAUUUCUGAGGAUACUUGGCAGAACUACUAUAAAUUCAAAACUCUGGAUUAUGAACAAUUGCGUGCUUUACAAAGGGAGCAUGAUGAGAUAGAGCUUCGCAACCGGGAUAUCGAAAAAAGACGUGAAUGGGAAUUACAUGAGAGGGAAAGACAAGAGAAGUUGCGCAGUUUGGUAGAACAGACAAGGACCGAAAAAGAAAAUAUCCAAAGAGAGCGUAUCCAAAGGCAGAAAGACAGUGAAGAGAAGAGAAGGCAGAGGCAACUAGAGGCUACGUUUAAUGAUCCCUUCAGUAAUGAAAGCAGUUCCAGCAUCCCCGAAGUGUCUACAUCUGAUUUGGACGAGAAAGAAAGGGAACUAGAUGAAAAGUUUCAGACUGAAAAAUUGGAAUUGGUUCAUCCCGCUCCACUUCCAAUGCCCAUCGAAACUCCUCAGCUAGAUGCUGUGAAUCGAUUUACUGCACCAACUUUCUAUCCUGAAAUUGUAAAGAAACUUCCUAUGGGAUUACGCAAGGCUGUGCUUCAUAAUAAGGAAGAUAUUCCUGCCAUCAAGAAACCUGUCCGGUAUGUAACCACUUACCCCGAUAAGAACAACCCUGAAAUAUUGAACAGAAUCGAGAUUUUGAAAUUGCCCAAUUCUAACUCCGUAGGGUGGGAUAACUUGAAGAAAUUUCAUGAGGACUGAUGUAUGAUUUUGUUAGUUGAACUUCAUUACUAGAGUAUUAGAUGUAAUUUAAAUUUGUUAAUGUACUCAUAAGC